Messenger RNA from Ananas comosus (pineapple), 2200 nucleotides. Its product is annotated as signal recognition particle subunit SRP68. Lineage: Eukaryota; Viridiplantae; Streptophyta; Magnoliopsida; Poales; Bromeliaceae. Gene Ontology annotation, molecular function: signal recognition particle binding; 7S RNA binding; endoplasmic reticulum signal sequence receptor activity. Gene Ontology annotation, cellular component: signal recognition particle, endoplasmic reticulum targeting. The coding region runs from base 57 to 1868 and encodes 603 amino acids. The transcript is spliced from 13 exons. The record is from RefSeq and is a predicted model, not a curated record. Gene Ontology annotation, biological process: SRP-dependent cotranslational protein targeting to membrane.
CUCUCUCUCUCUCUCUCUCUCUCUCUCUCUCGAUCGAGCGAUAUCGACGCGGAUCGAUGGCGAAACCGAACGGGCCCUCAGCGAUGGAGGUUGAAGACGCCGCUCCCGCCGCGGCGGCGGCGGAGCAGAUCGCGCCCAGAUUCUCGAUCAAUGUGUUGCGGCUUCUCAAGUCAUCUCAGAUGCAGCACGGAUUGAGGCAUGGAGAUUAUACGAGAUAUAGGAGAUAUUGUACUGCAAGGUUGAGAAGGCUGUAUAAGUCUCUGAAGUUCACUCAUGGUCGUGGCAAAUUCACCCGGAGGGCCAUUACGGAGUCAACUGUCACAGAAGUUCGGUUUCUUCAUAUAGUCCUUUAUAUGGCGGAAAGAGCUUGGAGUCAUGCUAUGGAAAAGAGGCAAUUACCUGAUGGGCCUAAUGCACGGCAACGAAUUUACCUGCUUGGUCGACUGAGGAAAGCAGUUAAGUGGGCUACUCUUUUUGCUCGGUUAUGUGCUGCCAAAGGAGAUUCCAGAACUUCUCUAGAAGCAGAGGCAUAUGCUUCCUAUAUGAAAGGCACUUUGUUGUUUGAGCAAGAUCAGAACUGGGAAACAGCAUUAGUAAAUUUCAAGAAUGCAAGGGCUGUGUAUGAAGAGCUUGGGAAGUAUGGUAGUAUAGAAAAUCAAGUUUUAUGUCGUGAGCGUGUUGAAGAGCUGGAACCAAGCAUCAGGUACUGUUUACACAAAGUAGGCCAGUCAAAGCUACAGACUUCUGAACUUCUUGGUAUUGGGGAAAUGGAAGGGCCUGCAUUAGACCUUUUCAAAGCAAAACUAGAGGCUGUCAUGGCUGAGGCAAGAUCACAGCAGGCAGCAACUAUGACAGAGUUUUACUGGCUUGGUCAUAGAUUUCCCAUUAACAAUGCCAAGACACGCGUUUCUAUUCUGAGAGCUCAGGAGCUGGAAAAAGAUCUACUUGGUUCAGCAGGAGAUUCACUACCAGCAGAGAAAAGGCUUGCAAUGUUUGACAAAAUUUUUUCUGCGUACCAUGAUGCUAGAAGCUGCAUUCGGAAUGACUUGGCCACUGCAGGCAACGCCGAAAAUGUAAAAGAUGAUCUGAAUGGCCUAGAUAAGGCUGUUAGUGCUGUAUUAGGGCAGAGAACGAUAGAGCGCAAUCAGUUGCUUGUUACCAUCGCCAAAAGUAAAUUCACAAAGCAUCGAGAUGACAAGGGGGAGAAAAUCACAAAGCCAGAGGAACUUGUUCGUUUAUACGAUCUGUUGAUACAGAAUACAACAGAUCUAUCAGAUCUAGUUAGCUCGGGAAGGGAUAAGAAUGCGGAAGAAAUUGCAUUUGCUGAAGAGUGCACACUAAAGGGCUUGGUAUUUCGAGCAGAAAGAUGCUUCUAUGUAGCUAAAUCCUAUAGUUCAGCUGGGAAAAGAACUGAAGCAUAUGCCUUGUUUUGUCAUGCUCGUGAUCUUGCAAAUAAUGGUCUCCAAAAGCUUCAAAUGACAAAUAAUCCAGACGAGGUUUUAGUCAAUGAUCUCAAGGCCCUAUACGACAACUGCAGAUCCAGCAUCUGUAUAGAACAUGCGGCAGGGAUUAUGGAGGAAGAGAAGAUUCCUGAAAGGCUCUCUAAAGGAGUUGCAACCAUAUCUUUGAACGGAGAUGUAAAGAAGGAAGGGAAAUACCUCUUGGAAAUGCUUGAUGUUUAUGAAUCGGCAUUGGGUGAAUCAAACUCGAAAGCCAAUCCUCGUAUUGAGCGGUUCCCCCCUCCAUUGCAAUCGGUUCCAUGCAAUCCUAUCGUUCUUGAUAUCGCCUACAGCUCUAUUGAGUUCCCGUCUCUUGAAAAUAGGAUGAAGAAGGACAAGAAGGGCAUAUUCAGCAGAUUGUGGCGAUAAAUCUUAGGCGAUUUUGUUAAAAAUUGGGAAAUAACAUUUGUAUGUUCAUGGGUUGAAAAAAAAAAGAAGAAAAAUUAUAUUUAGGCCUGACGGUGAGGAUGAGUAAUGUGUUUGAUGUCGGAUUUCUUUGUUUUCUGGAGCACAAAUUUCUGUUGUCGGGUUGAAUAUGAGAAAGUGAAGGAUCUGAAGAGCUCGGCAAUUGAACAGUUGGAUUUUUGAGGUUUUAAAAAGGAUUUAUUUUCCUUUAUUUUCUCAGAAAACAUUUUUCUUUCGAUCUGAUAAACUGAAGAAUUAAAAGAUCUUUACUCUUCGAGUAUUUGAGCAGUAACAAA